Molecule: messenger RNA, 2205 nt
Organism: Notothenia coriiceps (black rockcod)
Lineage: Eukaryota; Metazoa; Chordata; Actinopteri; Perciformes; Nototheniidae
Product: sushi, nidogen and EGF-like domain-containing protein 1
Exons: 17
Coding region: 40-2205 (721 amino acids)
Biological process (GO): cell-matrix adhesion; Notch signaling pathway
Molecular function (GO): Notch binding; calcium ion binding
Source: RefSeq, a predicted model, not a curated record
UGUCGGUUCAUUGUUUGUUUGUCCUCCCUUCACGUUCUCAUGUUUUUUCUCUCCGGUCUUCCUCCAUGUUUUUCACGUGCCUGCUGUCAGCUCCAUCCCUGGGUGGCUGAGGCCAUGGUGUUGGUGCUACAAGCCCUGCUGCCCUGCUUCUGCACCCUGCUCUCCCUGGAACUGCUGCCUGGGGUGGAACCCGCCGUGCCCCUGGAGGACUUCUACCCCUUUGGCCAGGACGUGGGGGACUCCCAGACCAUCGCUCAGGACGACGGAGGCUCCCGGCUCGUGAAGAUCUCUGUUGCUUUCCCCUUCUUUGGAGACAGGCACACAGGACUCUAUGUCAACAACAAUGGCCUUGUAUCUUUCCUGAGGGAGGUGUCCCAGUUCACUCCUGUAGCAUUUCCGAUCGCGGGGGACAGAAGGGUUGUGGCGCCAUUCUGGGCAGAUGUGGAUAACCGUCGAGCAGGGAGAGUGUUCUAUAGAGAGAGCCAGGAGCCCUCCAGCCUGAGGAGGGCCUCAGGAGAAGUCAAGACGUACUUUUCAGAGUUCCCCAACUUCAAUGCAACAUGGGUCCUCAUCGCUACAUGGCACCAAGUGACUUUCUUUGGAGGCAGCUCUCUCACACCGGUAAAUACUUUCCAAGUGGUGCUCAUUACAGACGGAGAGCUUUCCUUCACUAUAUUCCAGUACAAUAACAUCACUUGGACCACAGGCAUGCAUUCCAGCAGUGGAGGAAACCUGGCUGGGCUGGGAGGGAUUGCAGCACAGGCAGGUUUCAAUGCUGGUGAUGGUAAGCGCUAUUUCAACAUUCCCGGCUCUCGCACUGCUGAUGUGGUAAAUGUCGAGGGAACCACUAACGUGGGCCAACCGGGCAAAUGGGUCUUUCGUAUCGAUGAUGCAAAUGUGGAAGUUGGUAGCUGCAAUGACUCUGCAUCAGUGUGCCAGCACCUGCGACCUUGUCUGAACGGAGGUCAGUGCAUAGACGACUGCAUUACAGGAAACCCCUCCUUCACUUGCUCCUGCUUGGCUGGCUUCACCGGGCAAAGAUGCCAGAUUGAUGUUGAUGAGUGUGCCUCAUAUCCGUGCCAGAACGGAGGGACUUGUGCAGACCGGAUUCAUAGUUUCCUCUGUCACUGUCCUCCUGGAUACACAGGGAGUCAGUGUGAAGCAGACAUUGACGAGUGCAAAGACAGACCAUGCCUCAACGACGCGCUGUGUGUGCAGGGCGCUGGCACUUUCACCUGUGUUUGUGAACCGGGUUACACUAGUGUCCUCUGUGAGAAAGAUAUGAACGAAUGUGAGUCACAGCCGUGUCUGAACGGAGGAGAGUGCAUGGAUCUGGUGGCCAACUUCACCUGUGUUUGCCCCGCUGCCUUCACUGGAACACUCUGUGAAACAGAACUGGUGGUGCUUCAGGUUAAUUCAACCGAGCCAGAAAACCAAACAGGCUUAUGUGGCAAUGCAAAUUGUGAAAAGAACUGGAUUUGUGAAAACACUAGCUCGGGAAUCCACAUCUGCACAUGUGCUCCAGGCUUCUACGGGGACGAGUGUGAAGAGGAAUGCCUGUGCCAGAAUGGGGGUGUGUGUGUGGAUAUCAAUGGGACUUGUGAAUGCCAGUCAGGCUACACAGGACUCUACUGUCAGUUUGAAGUAACUCAGACGCCGUGCAGCCACAGCAGGACGUGUCCUGAUGGAGGUCCCUGUUUGGAGUACGGAGGAGCCUACCUGUGCACAUGUCAGACCAGUGCAGCAGAGCUGGAUCCUAAGGACUUAUACCCCUAUGUACAGCCCCGAUCGGUCUGUGACUCCUCCCCGUGUCUGAAUGGAGGAUACUGCUACGAGCGGGAUGGAGGCUACACCUGCGAGUGCAAAUACGGAUACUGGGGGAAGCACUGUGAGAAAGUCAGACUCAAUACCUGUGCUUCUGCUCCCUGCCGCAACGGAGGCUCCUGCAAGGAGGAAGCAGGGAGCUACAGAUGUGUGUGUCCUUACAGAUUCACUGGGAAACAUUGUGAAGUGGGGAAGCCAGACCCCUGUGCCUCCAGCCCCUGUCUGAAUGGGGGGACAUGUUUCCACUACAUAGGAAAGUACAAAUGUGAAUGCACUGAACACUUUGGUGGCAGGCACUGUGAAAUAAACAGGAGCUCAGUACAGACCAGCGCAGGUGAGCAGACUGUGUGUCACCACUUCGUAAUGUCCAAAUCUCACUGA